UCUAAAUGUGUCAGAAACCGCCAACAACUUUCGGUUAUUGUGACAGGUGCAGACCUAUCUGUUUAAUAUCAUUGCGGCACGCGAUAUGUUUCAUAUAAAAUUAUCAUGCAGUGGUUCUUUCGUGGCAAGGAACAAGGGAAAUUAUUCGAAAAGAAAUCUGAAAUCAUUCGAAAAGAAAAAGUUUCUUCGUCUUACAGCGUCUGUCGCAGAUUUCUGACGUGACGAUAACUCGCCGUGUCCUCUUAGCGUAUAGUAGCUUGUCAACGUGGAGGCUUCUCUUCCCGGUUGAGCGAGUUCUCUUCCUGGCCGAGCGUUUCUUCCGAGUCGCAUCCGAAUCACGUCUGGUCACGUCUGGCGUAGCCCGUAGCCGUUCGGCCGUUUCUCCGUUCGCAGCAGCAGCUAAAUCAGCCGUCUAUGAGGCUGCGGCAUCUUCCGAGAUUUACGACCACUAAACGCGUAAGGCAGGAGUCAGGAGUCAGGACGCGUUCGUGCUCCGCUCGUUAAUUGCUGUUCGCUGUCGACGACGCACUUCGCUCACUCGCUCGCUUACUCGUUUAUUGCUUGUUCUUCUUCCUUUGUUUUGGCCUUGGUCCCCAACUCGGGCCCGUGUCACGGAGUUCACUUAGCCAGUGAUAUUUCAGAGACAGCACUCGUUUCGUUCGUUCGUUGUAGCUCGGUCGUUUGUGUUGUCAACGCGCCGCCUGUCGGCUGACACUCGCAACUUGCCAAGGCUGCGACCUGCGUUCGGAUUUAACAUUUUUACAUGCUUUGAGCAUCCCUAAAUAACCUCGCAUGCCAGCACAUUGUACCAAUGUAUAACACAGUCAAUAUGCAGCCGUUAUUGUGUCAUUUUGUACGAUAAAGCAGAUGAUGUUUGCAUAGUACUGUCGAUUGAUCACGAUGUGUAGUCGAAAUUUUAGGUCUGAUUACUGGCGUUUUUACAAGCACAAUAUUCGCACAGCAUGCAGAUCGCGAUAUGCUGUCAGACAGAAGUUACGUCAGAUGAGGAGUUGGCUAGCUAUCAUAAUGUACUGGCAUCGUGGCAAAUAUUUUAUCCGAGCGCCUCUUUAUCGUUCAUUAUGAAUUCGAUUGAAUGCACUCGGUGUGUACUGGUGCACAUUAAAGCCAUGAUACAUACACACAAAUUGAAAAAUGUGUUUAAUAUAAAAUCCAAUUAAACACUUGAGAGAUGCUCAUAAAAGCUUAAUACAUUUUAUUGCGAUGGUUAAGUAAAAAUCUGUAUUUUACAAUUCGAAAUAUUUAUAUUUUAUUUUUACACACAGUUAAAUCAGUGUAUAAUUGGCUACAUAAAAUAAGAGUAUAAGCAUAAAAGCGAUGAAAGCAUUUAAGGCGAACGCAACUAAUAGCACCGACUUAAGUUGGCCUGAUGAUGUUCAUUGCUCUAUCAAUAAUAGAACAACGUUUUUAAUUUAAUUUCCCAGGUCGGUGCAAAUUCGUUCAGAACUCAUAGCGAAAAUGCAACGUUCGCUGAAAUUGCCAAUUGCAAAUCGCUCGGCUGCGCAAACGUCAGCAGUGAGUGAGCGUUGCGUUCGACGCUCCUCGCGUCUCGCCUGCUGCAACGGCCGACGGCCCCGACAGCGCUGUGCGCGCAGGUUGCGCACGCCCGCUCUGCGCAGUGCGCGGAACCGUCCGUCACCGUCGCGUCAGGUGCGUGCUCGAUAAUCACGAUAUUUCGCGACAAUCGCGAAGACCGUGCCACGCCGCGUCACGCGUGUUGUAUGGAACAUCCGAGGCCGCGAAUUUCCCACAGACACUGGCAUUGAUGGUAAUGCAUGCGAGGAAACCUCAAAGGAUCAGCGAUGGGUACUUCGAAAAGCACCAGGCCCAUCCCUAUCAGAACGCAAAGUACAGCAGUUCUAAGGGUGGCUAUUCCUCCUCGACCACGUCAUCGGACAGUCGCUACGAAGGACGUAUGCGCGACUCUCCAAAUGGUAACUCUUACAGUCCAGCUGGCAGCUUGGGAAUGGGCAUGGGGACGGACCGGGACAGCCCUCGGAAUUACACAUCCAAGCCUCUUUACAAGAAGGAGAGAGAAAAUAGAGACUAUAAACUAUCCUCCUCUAGGGACAAGUAUUCCGAUUGUGCACGAUCCCUAAAAGACAAGAGAAGCCGUGAGAGCAGGGAUUCAGAACACAGGACCAACCACGAUAGGAGUAGUGGGGAGAUCUUACAUCCCUUAAAAUUAUCAUCAAAUUCAUCAAGGGAAUCUUCAUCCCAGAGAAAACCAUCACAUAAUUCUUGUCAGGAUAAACGUGGUGAUGAGCGAGGAGGUGCAACGGAACGGACAGCCAGAUUUGGCGAUUGGUCCGAACACAUGAGUUCGUCAGGAAAGAAGUAUUAUUAUAACUGCAAGACGGAGGUUUCUCAAUGGGAAAAACCACGGGAAUGGAUCAGUCGGACAGAUAAUCGUCAACGCCAAUCUAGUGACUACUCUUCUAGGUCAAGUCAUGAUAAACAUUCCAACUCGCGAUCAAAUAGCAGUAGCAGUAUGCGAGAUGGUAAAUCGUCGCGACAGUCUGACAAACGAGAAUACUGGAGUUUAUGUAGUGCGAGCGGUGGCGGCAGUAGCAGAGAUGAUGUUUCUGCAAGGGAGAGAGAACGGGAAAAAGAACGGGAAAGAGAACGAGAACGAGAACGAGAGCGAGAACGUGAACGUGAACGAGAACGAGAACGGGAAAGAGAAAGAGAAUCUAGAGAAUGUAGAGAAGAAGUUAGUGUAGAACGCCAAACUCAAGAUAUGGAUAUCUCGCCAGGUGAUUCUACACCCACUUCGGAACCUUUAACGUCAUCCUGCGCUCAUGAUCCACUGCCACAAGGCCCUGUUCUCCUGGCCGCUGCGUUACCUCGAUUAACAUCACAUCCAUCGUCAACGACACCACAGGCAACUGGAAAACUUAGUUCGCCAACGCAACAACAGGGAAGUAGUAAUGCUCCGGGACCACCGGUGUCACUAGCAAAUCUCCCAAGACUACUAUCACAAAUUACGGGCAACAAAGAACAACCUGACAUCACACCACAGAAAGCAUUACAGACAAUUCAAACAGCUAUCUUGCUAUCCCGACAACAGUCUGUUAGUGGAGAUCGAACUAAUACUGGAAGUGAUGUGAUGGUUCCAUUAAAAGUUGAUACAAGUGGCAAUAUUACCAGCGAGGGUCCACCUACUCCUACACAUUCAGAAACCCAGGAUUGUAUUGAUGCGCGAAAAUUGACAAGUCCUGGAGGAACGAAUUCCGGAGUACAAGGUCUAAGCUCCUUGCAAAGUCUCAGUACAUUAGGUUCCCUUGGAAAUUUGAGUAAUACAGGAGGUUUACAGGCAUUGUCGAGAGUGCAGCCUCCUUUAACACCUUCUUUAACACCAUCUCUCGCUAAUCAUUAUCGGGAAGACUUGACACAGCAUGUGCGUGCUUUUCCCGCUGAUAUUCUCGAAAAACAGGCACAGAAACUUAGUGAGGAAGCACAUACAAUGGGCAGUUUACAAUGUACGAGAGUGUCCGCAGAAUUGAAGACGGCACGAUCGAUAGUGAGGCUGACAGAAAUUCAGGCAACGUUACAGGAACAAAGGAUAUUAUUCCUCCGUCAACAAAUUCAAACACUAGAGGAGUUAAAAUCCCAAAAUUCCUUCAUGUCUGACGAUUCUUAGUGUAAGAAUCUUUAUAAAAUAAUUAUGAUUACAAUCUAUAAUUAAUUCAAGCAAAAUAAAACAUGAUUAUUAAUAUUCUCAUUAAUAUUGAAUAAUUAAGAUUGUACCUAAAUUAUAAUAUCGUAAUAGAAGUGAUAUAAUAGCGAAUGAACAUGGGCUGCUUAGAGAGGAUUGGCUGUUUCAUUUAUCAGCCAACGAGUCUUAAUAAGUAAUUAAUGAAUUUAUUAGUGAAUCCACCUCUCUGAGAAGCACAUCAGGCCUAUCCAAUACAAAUAGCACAGCAGUGCUUGCAAAGCUUGAUUAUAUGCGCUUUUUUAGCGCUUUGUUAACGCUUUGUAAGCGCUGUGCGCUACUUGGGAAGUCGCAAACACAACACUAAAUGAUUAGAAAAACGAAUCAAUUUUAUCAGUUCAAUGCAAACUACUGAAUUGUAUAUCUGAAAUUGUCCACAUCGUCUUGUAUUUACCUAUGUUAUACGUGUCAAUGUUUCAUAUCCCAAGAUUAAGCGGCAUUUUAACUAGUUGAAACAUUUUUGUUGUAAAUCUCGGAAUAAAAUUCGUGCCACAAAUUUUAAUACAGUUCUUUAUCAGCCAUAGUAUCUCACUUACCUAAUCUCCUGAAUUUUUCGUUGAGAAAGGGAGAGAAUCGCUUUUAGAGAACUUAUAUUAAAUAUAUUUACAUUAAAUAUGAGACA
Messenger RNA from Atta colombica, 4355 nucleotides. RefSeq names its product WW domain-containing adapter protein with coiled-coil-like (gene wcy). Gene Ontology annotation, cellular component: nucleus. The record is from RefSeq and is a predicted model, not a curated record. Gene Ontology annotation, biological process: positive regulation of TORC1 signaling; regulation of autophagy. The transcript has 13 exons. Bases 1784 to 3661 code for a protein of 625 amino acids. NCBI's taxonomy places the organism in Eukaryota, Metazoa, Arthropoda, Insecta, Hymenoptera, Formicidae. Gene Ontology annotation, molecular function: chromatin binding; RNA polymerase II complex binding.